CGUUGCUUGUAUCAUUCUGUCUACUUUCAAUAUUGAGAGUUUUUCCGCUUAUAAAGUAAGCAAAGUCGUGCCACAUCCAAAAAAUGCCAGAACUACCAAGACACCCAAUAUUCUGUAUGCACCAAGAAAACGAUUCAAUAUUGAAAAAUACAAAAUGAAAGAUAGAAAUAGGGAUCCAGCAAGAGAAUAUGCCUUAACGUCUGAAGAGGAAGUGGCUAUCAAAGAAAGUAUAGACGCAGUAAAGAGAGAAAAAUUCGUGACAAAUGAUAAAGCAACAACCAAAGCACCCCAAAAGUCCUUUAAUGAAAAGUAUGGGACAUUACCACCACGAUCUAAGACGGCGCAGCCAACAUUUAAAGAUUUUAUGGAGAAAUAUGCGUUGACCACAGUUUGGGAGCAAAUAGAUAAAGAACGAAUAGUAACUGGCAAGAACCCCACCCCGCGCAAGGAAAUGGUGUCCCUCGUUAAAGGCAUCGACAAUACGGAUGAGCUCUUGAGCCUGAAAGUUGAAAACGGUAAAGCCAAGUUACCGGUGUUACCAUCUCGUCGGUUCAGACCCGGCAAGCACAACCAAGACGCAAACUUCUUUCAGUUCAACUACAUGCACAUCCACCAGUACAUGAUCGAGUUGAUGAAACAGGCGAUAUACCAAGCGAGGAAUAGAAUGAUAUUUAUGCAGAGUCUAAGGGAGCAGCAUAAAGCAUCAGGAUUGUACAAGAUGGGAUUUCUCUUUGCAAAAACGGACCAGGCUGGUAAAACGUUUGCGUCUGUAUCGCAGAAGAGUUUUCGGAUGUGUAGCAUGAUAAGGCAAGGCUUCAUGGGAACGUACCGUCCGUACCAGAGCUACCUCGACAUCGCGUACGCCCUCGAGAGGAUGGAGACAAAGUGGUUCGACGUGGACCUGCUGUCGGAUAUGAUAGUGUUGAACGACAACAUGGUUAGAUAUCAAAUAUUUGUGAACAGAACUUUGAAGAGACCCAGAGAUCUUGCGGCCAGUUUUGAUAAAAUGUUUAUGGAAUAAAACUUGUCUUUUGUUUCA
Molecule: messenger RNA, 1039 nt
Organism: Leguminivora glycinivorella
Lineage: Eukaryota; Metazoa; Arthropoda; Insecta; Lepidoptera; Tortricidae
Exons: 2
Coding region: 155-1021 (288 amino acids)
Source: RefSeq, a predicted model, not a curated record